AUGGCGGGAGGCGGCGGCGACAUGGAGGCGACGAGGGACGCGGGGAGGAGCGGCAGGGUGGAGCGGGUGGCGCUGCCGGCCGGGAUGGUGCUGGUGCAGGUGUUCACGGUGGUGACGAUGUUGAUGUCAAAGCUGGCCCUCAACGCCGGCAUGCACCCGCUGGUCCUCCUCGUCUACCGCAACGUCGUCGCCGCCGCCGCCGUCGCGCCCCUCGCCCUCAUCUUCGAGAGGGAUCUCUGGAAGAAACUGAACCUGGCGGUGCUGGCCUGGAUCUUCAUCAACGCCACCUUCGGAGUCCUGCUGGCAAUGGGGCUCUACUACUGCGGCCUGCGUGCCACCAACGCCGCCUACGCCGUCGACUUCCUCAACCUCAUCCCCGUCGCCACAUUCCUCAUCGCCGUCGCGCUCCGUGCCGAGCGCCUCUCCCUCGCCUGCUGGCCGGGUAGGACCAAGCUCCUUGGCGCUGCCGCGGGCGUGGCCGGUACCAUGGUCGUCAGCCUCUGCAAGGGCACCCACCUCCUCCUCCCGCACCUGCGGGUAUCCCACUCCCACGGCGCCAAACCUGUCACCUCCGUCCAUGGCGGCCAGAACAUGGUCGUCGGCACGUUGUUCCUGGUCAGCAGCUGCGUGAGCUACGCGCUCUGGUUCGUUGUCCAGGCCAGGGUCGCCCUGGUGUUCCCGUCGAGGUACUGGACCACUACCCUGACCUGCAUCGCCGGGAGCGUCCAGUCCGCCAUCGCAGCCGCCGUGGUGGUCACCCUCACCGGCUCCGGCGCCGGCAGCUUGGGAUUGACAUCGGAGGCGUGGAGGCUGCAGUGGGACAUGCAGCUCGCCACGGUGGUCUACUCCGGGGUGUUCAACACGGGGGUGACGUUCGUGCUCGUGUCCUGGGCGGUGGCUCGCCGUGGGCCCGUGUACCCGCCCAUGUUUAACUCGCUCUCGCUGGUGGCAACCACUGUGGUCGACGCCCUCGUGCUCGGCACCGACGUCUACCUAGGCGGCGUGCUCGGGGCGGCGCUCGUCGUGCUGGGGCUCUACGCCUUCCUCUGGGGCAAAGGUAAGGAGCUCGCCGCCGCCAAGGCCAGGGAGCUGGACCGGCCGACUGGAAACGACGACGAUGGCAUUGCCUAG
Lolium rigidum is the source of this 1131-nucleotide messenger RNA. Its product is annotated as WAT1-related protein At5g64700-like. The coding region runs from base 1 to 1131 and encodes 376 amino acids. NCBI's taxonomy places the organism in Eukaryota, Viridiplantae, Streptophyta, Magnoliopsida, Poales, Poaceae. Gene Ontology annotation, cellular component: plasma membrane. The record is from RefSeq and is a predicted model, not a curated record. Gene Ontology annotation, molecular function: transmembrane transporter activity. The transcript has 3 exons.